AUGUUCGACGUAAAGUUGCCUCUUGAACAAGAAACUACAUCGCCUUACUUGGAGCAAGCAUUGCGGUCAUGGGAUAAGGUCAACAAGCUCCAAGCUGGAGGAAAGGUCCUCUUGGAUGGCGAGAAUCUUGAUAUUGCGAGCGUGAUUGCUGUUGCUAGGCACCAUUCCCAGGCCACUGUUAGUCCCAAUGGUGAUAUUGCCCGGCGCGUUGAGUCUGGGGUAAAAUGGCUGCGGGAGUAUCUCGCCAAUGGCUAUCAGGUCUACGGAGUUACUACGGGAUUUGGUGGUAGCGCCGAUUCCCGCACUUUGGACUUUCAUGGACUGCAAGCUGCCUUGUUGCAGUUAACUCAGACUGGGGUCUUGUCAGAAUCUGACUUGGACCCAGCGAAAGCAAACUAUGACAUCGGUUUCCACAGCAUGCCUGUAUCGUGGGUACGCGCCACAAUCGUGGUACGAUGUAAUCAUCUCCUUCGUGGACAUUCCGGUGUUCGGUUCGAGAUCAUUGCCUACCUGCUUAGACUACUCGACCUCGGGAUGACCCCUGUGGUCCCGUUGCGAGGCUCAAUCUCUGCCUCGGGAGAUUUGAUGCCGUUGGCAUACAUCGCUGGAAUCCUGGAAGGUAACCCCGAUAUCAAGGUCCACUGGGAAAGAGAAAAGAACGGAAAGACAGUUGUCAUUAGCGCUGCGGAAGCUCUGGAUGUUGCUGGACUUGAGCCGAUUGUUUUGGGACCCAAGGAAGGGUUGGGUCUUCUCAAUGGUGCUGCUGCGUCCGCAGCAGUGGCAAGCAUGGCCAUAUAUGACACCAACCAGCUGGCUAUCCUCUGCCAGUCCAUUGUAGGUAUGUCAUGCGAGGCGCUCCUGGGGAAUGCAGAGAACUACCAUCACUUUGUUGCCGCCAUUCGCCCCCACAGCGGCCAGCUCGAAAUUGCUCGGAACAUUCGUCAUUUCGUGCGUGGUUCGUCCCUACUGGAGACGUCCGAGACCAAGAAUCGCACCCGUACCGGUUUGUUUCAGGACCGUUACGCGCUCCGAGGUGCAUCGCAAUGGAUGGGCCCGGGGCUAGAGGACCUCCUUCUUAGUAUUAAGCAGCUAAGCACGGAAUUGAACUCUACCCAGGACAAUCCAGUGAUUGACACACAAUCUGGUGAAGUCUAUUCGGGAUGCAACUUCCAAGCUGCUUCAGUGACAACCGCGACAGAAAAGACACGCCUGGCUCUGCAAAUGAUGGGAAAGAUGCUCUUUAGCGUCUCAUCCGAGCUAAUUAAUCCUGAUUUGAAUCGCGGGCUGCCUUCCAACUUAUCAGCAGACGACCCCAAUCUUUCAUUCACUAUGAAGGGUGUCGACAUCAACAUGGCUGCCUACAUGUCCGAACUCGCGUUUCUGGCCAAUCCAGUCUCAUCGCAUGUGCAAUCAGCAGAGAUGAAUAACCAGCCUAUCAAUUCACUUGCAUUCAUUUCGGCGAGAUAUACCAUGCAAGCGGUAGAGGUGCUGUCUCUCAUGAGUGCAGCUCACCUCUAUGUUGCCUGCCAAGCGCUAGAUCUCCGUGUUUUGAACGUCACUUUCCAAGAUGCCUUGGACGAAGAGAUUCGAAUUGCUACUCGGGAAGUUCUCAACAAGCUAGCCGAGGAGCCUCUUGCAUCCCUCCAAGCUGAGCUGAUCAAGACAGCUCGGGAUGCAUGGGUAAACUCCGCAAGAGAAACCCUUCACUUGCGUGCGCAGCUUGUCGCGAACGCCAUAGCACCCCCUGCAAUGGACAUACUUGGCCAGCAUGGGCCUUCAUCGACGCAUCAUACGGAUUCACUUUCAGCAAUCAGUGAUAUGAUGGCGCGUGUCAGGUCCAGUUGCAUAUCUCUAUUCGAGAGCAUGCGCGAAAACGCCUUUUCUGAACCACAGACCGAGAGAUACCUUGGGGAUGGGGCCAAACUGCUGUAUCAAUUUGUCCGAAACGAACUCAAAGUACCCUUCCAUAGAGGCCUGGUUGAACAUCCCACUGUGAAAUCUGGAUCCGGACUCAAUCGCGAGCGCAAAACUAUCGGAUCCUGGAUUUCUAUCAUCUACGCGGCAAUUCGCAGCGAGCAGAUUACGGGUUCAUUAAUGGAAAUGGCGAACUGCUUCGAGUGUCGUAAUUGUAACAGGCAGAAGAACGGGUUGAACGGAAACCAUAUCACGUGUGACGUGGACGCGGUUAUCUAG
Molecule: messenger RNA, 2193 nt
Organism: Penicillium subrubescens
Lineage: Eukaryota; Fungi; Ascomycota; Eurotiomycetes; Eurotiales; Aspergillaceae
Exons: 3
Coding region: 1-2193 (730 amino acids)
Biological process (GO): L-phenylalanine catabolic process
Cellular component (GO): cytoplasm
Molecular function (GO): ammonia-lyase activity
Source: RefSeq, a predicted model, not a curated record